This is a messenger RNA of Zootoca vivipara (common lizard), 567 nucleotides long. RefSeq names its product vitelline membrane outer layer protein 1-like. The record is from RefSeq and is a predicted model, not a curated record. NCBI's taxonomy places the organism in Eukaryota, Metazoa, Chordata, Lepidosauria, Squamata, Lacertidae.
AUGGAUCUCUCUACCAGUGCUGUGGUCUUCCUGUACCUCACCUACCGCCUCUGUGAGGCAGGAGAUAGGAAGUAUAAUUCAGUCCUCACGGUGCCCAAUGGCGGGAAGUGGGGAGAAUGGGGAAAAAUUGAAUUCUGUCCUUCAGGAUAUGCAUCAGGAUUCCUAGUGAAGUAUGCUGUACCACAAGGUUUUGAUGGUGAUGACACCGGCCUCAAUGGCAUCCGUCUCCUUUGUAGUAGUGGUGAAGUUAUACAAUCUAGCGUCGGAAUUUGGGGAGGGUGGGGAGAGGUUAGGAAAUGCCCCCGCAAGGCCUACCUGGUUGCCUUCUCUCUGAGAGUGGAACCCGACAAAGGGAAACUACGUGAUGAUACAGCAGCCAGCAACAUCGACUUCAACUGUGGAGAUGGGACUAGACUGGAGGGCGACGGAUUUGAUAUCGGUGAAUACGGCCCGUGGAGCAAGCGCUGCCCCGCUGGUGCCAUCUGCGGGAUCCAAACAAAGGUGGAGGGUUUAGUUGCAGGUGAUAACACAGGACUUAAUGAUGUCAAGUUCUUCUGCUGCGACUGA